Messenger RNA from Corylus avellana, 2865 nucleotides. Its product is annotated as Tetratricopeptide repeat (TPR)-like superfamily protein. Gene Ontology annotation, biological process: RNA modification. NCBI's taxonomy places the organism in Eukaryota, Viridiplantae, Streptophyta, Magnoliopsida, Fagales, Betulaceae. Gene Ontology annotation, molecular function: RNA binding; protein binding; zinc ion binding. The record is from RefSeq and is a predicted model, not a curated record.
UUGUGUUUUACCCUUUCGAACUAAUAUUUGAAACCCUCAGCUCGUGUGUAAACACGAAUGUCGUAUGGAACUGUAAACUGCAAAUCAAAGCUCCAACCCCAAUCCUAGGUUGAAGGUAGAGCAUGGAAUGGCUUACAUCGACUCCAUGGUACAGAAAUGCACCUCUCUCGCACACAUCAAACAGCUCCAAGCCCAUUUCAUUACCACCGGCCAAUUCCUAUUCUGCCCAUCCCGCACCAAACUCCUCGAGCUCUGCGCCGUCUCACCCGCCGGUGACCUCUCUUAUGCCACCCUCAUAUUCCGCCAAAUCCAAAACCCAUCAACCGAGGACUGGAACGCCGUCGUUCGCGGCCUCGCCUCCGGCCCCGAACCCACGAAGGCCAUCUCAUGGUACCGAACCAUGUCGCGCAGGUCCCAAAGAGUGGACGCGCUCACGUGCUCCUUUGCUCUCAAGGCAUGUGCACGUGGGCUGGCUCGCUCUGAGGCCAUGGAGAUACAUUCCCAAAUAGUGCGCUUUGGGUUCUGUGCGGACUUUCUUUUGAAGACUACUUUGUUGGACGUGUAUGCGAAAGCUGGCGAUCUUGAUUGUGCGGAAAAGGUAUUUGAUGAAAUGGGUGUGAGAGAUAUUGCCUCGUGGAACGCCUUGAUUGCUGGGUUGGCUCAGGGAAGUCGACCCAGUAAAGCUUUAGCGUUGUUUAAAAGAAUGACGGUAGAGGGUUGGAAGCCUAAUGAAGUCACCGUUCUUGGAGCUCUUUCGGCGUGUUCGCAACUGGGUGUUGAGAAAGAAGGCGAAAAGAUUCACGGGUACAUCAUGGAAGAGAAGCUAGACAUGAACGUGAUAGUUUGUAAUGCAGUUAUUGAUAUGUAUGCGAAAUGUGGCUUCGUCAAUAAAGCGUAUCGUGUGUUUGAGCACAUGUUCUGUAGAAAGAGUCUUGUUACGUGGAAUACCAUAAUUAUGGCGUUUGCUAUGUAUGGUGAUGCACAUAAGGCACUUGAGCUUUUUGAGCAAAUGGGUCGAGCCAGUGUGCACCCGGAUGCUGUAUCAUAUCUUGCUGUGCUAUGCGCGUGCAACCAUGCAGGCUUAGUGGAAGAUGGGGUGCGGUUGUUUGAUUCGAUGGCUGGUUCUGGGGUUACCCCUAAUGUUAAGCAUUAUGGAAGUGUGGUUGAUUUGUUGGGUCGAGCUGGGCGGCUCAAAGAGGCUUAUGAUAUUAUAAACUCCAUGCCUAUGUUUCCCGACGUGGUUCUUUGGCAGAGUUUGCUUGGUGCCAGCAAGACUUAUGGGAAUGUAGAAAUGGCUGAAAUUGCAUCACGGAAGCUGGUGGAGAUGGGGUCUAAUAGUUGUGGGGAUUUUGUGUUGUUGUCAAAUGUUUAUGCAGCUCGUGAGAGAUGGAAUGAUGUGGGUAGGGUGAGGGAGGCAAUGAAGAAUAGGGAUGUAAAGAAGAUACCAGGAUUUAGCUACAUUGAAGUGGAUGGUGUCAUACAUAAGUUUGUAAAUGGUGAUCAGAGCCAUUCCAAUUGGCGUGAUAUUUAUGCAAAGCUUGAUGAGAUUAAGUUCAGGAUUAAAGCAUAUGGGUAUGUGGCUGAGACUAACUUUGUGUUGCAUGAUAUAGGACAAGAGGAGAAGGAGAAUGUAUUGUGUUAUCACAGCGAGAAGUUAGCUGUGGCUUUUGGUUUGAUUAGCACAAGUGAGGGGAACCCAAUCCAAGUAAUUAAGAACCUUAGGAUAUGUGGGGAUUGCCAUAUUGUGAUUAAACUUAUAUCAAAGAUAUAUAGCAGGGAAAUUAUCGUGCGAGAUCGAGCUCGAUUUCACAGAUUUAAAGAAGGUCUGUGUUCUUGCAAAGAUUUUUGGUGACAUUGAUCUUUUCAGAAAUUGAACCAAUAGUCUGCUUGGUGAUUAUGAAGGAGGCGGUUCAUUGCUUUAAAUCAGUGGAAAAUUGAUGAUGAAGGAUUUGUAACCUGCUUUUCAGAUAUAAAAGUCAAACUUUUUACCUAAACCGGAAGCAAGCCGACACAAUUUUUGUCUCUUGUACUGAUUUUCAUUUUUGAGGAUGAAAAUAGCUCAAGACAGGGCAGGGUAGAAGGGAUUAUCUGCAGGAGGGAGCAUGAGAUGCUAUACAUGUUGUUUAGGUAAACUCCAUCCCUAAUGGGCUUCUUGGUGUAGAUAGGUAGCGAGGUUCAUGCAACCCAACCCAACCCAACCCUCCCUGCUUUCUUCUUUUUCACUUCUUUUCUUCAUAUGUUUUCCUGUCGUUUAGUCCUCGCCUGCAAUCCUAAUUUUUUGCCAUUACUAUUUACUUUGUUUAACCAGUAUUUUCAUCAGGCACAUCAUGUUUCUCUGGAUUAAUUAGAAGAGCGGUACUUUAUUCUUUAUUGGGUUUAAAAUGAGAUUUAAGUCAUUCCUCAAUGUUUACAAUGAUUAUCUAAAAGCUCUAGAGUGAGGAUCUUUCACAUGCUGUCUCCGAUCUAACUUCAGCCCAACUGCUCGAUUGACACACUCGUUGAUUAUCAUAUGAGAAUCAUCAGUGAGAAGACCACUGCUCUUGCCUUUUCGUUGAGACUUGAGAGUUGAGAGUGCCUUAAUCAAAACUUGAUAGCACUGUAGAGUAAGCUGAGGAAGCUGAAUCUGCUACUGUGUAGUACCAAAUUGAUCAUUUUCGAAAGACAGGAAAGAUGGUGUGGAGUCUGUGGACCUUAUGACCACUGUUUUAUGGAGAUGAGACUACCUCAUGGCUGAUGUGGCAUUAAAUGACGUAUGCAAUGGAUGAUAAAAAACAAAAACAAAACAAAAGGGUAAGUUUAUCUGAAUGUGACUAUAAUAGCACAUACUUACCAGAGGUUAACAAGUUUUUACACCUCAUUGUCACA